AUGGUUCGAGCAAUAGAGGAAGAACAGGAAAUCUACAAGUCUCGCCUGACGCAUUUCAAACAAAUGCAGCAAGCAAAUGGACGGCAAGCGACGAGAAGUAUGAUCAUUGAGGGUAACAUAAAUGGCGAAGACGCCAUGGAUAAUGAAAAGGUGACCUCCCGGAGCUAUGUAUCCGGUCAUCAUUCCGGCGAUGGGGAAAGGCAAGGCGGUGUCGGAAGACCGCUCAACCGUUCGGAUGUUCUUAAAUCCCGUCUCGACGAUCCCGCAUCAAGGAAACCUUCAGGCAAGCCCCAAAAAUAUUUCUUCCGACUUUUUUUUCCUUAAAGAAAAAUCAUUCUAUUUUACAAAUUGUCAAUAUGAUGAAAUGCUUUAGAUAAUUAGCUCUCAUGUUCGUCAUUUUAGGAAUUCUCCACAUUUUGCCAAAAAUAAAAAUAAAAAUUGAUGGAUGCUAAUUAAGUAAAAGCCAGAAAUUUGGUGUAUCAUAAUAGAAAAGUUGCAAUUUUUGCCUUUCUUUUUUCCCUUUGAAUUUUCAAG
Messenger RNA from Oldenlandia corymbosa var. corymbosa, 534 nucleotides. NCBI's taxonomy places the organism in Eukaryota, Viridiplantae, Streptophyta, Magnoliopsida, Gentianales, Rubiaceae. The record is from the annotation of a GenBank genome assembly.